Messenger RNA from Aspergillus uvarum CBS 121591, 2256 nucleotides. RefSeq names its product E3 ubiquitin-protein ligase HRD1 (gene hrdA). Gene Ontology annotation, cellular component: cytoplasm. The coding region runs from base 1 to 2256 and encodes 751 amino acids. The record is from RefSeq and is a predicted model, not a curated record. Lineage: Eukaryota; Fungi; Ascomycota; Eurotiomycetes; Eurotiales; Aspergillaceae. The transcript is spliced from 3 exons.
AUGAGGUUCGCCGUCUACGCCGGGGCUUCGACUGCCCUGGCCACUGGUGUUUUUCUGAAAGCGCUACAUCAAAGGGCCAACUUUUAUGCCGCGUGUGUAUAUCUUUCGCAGAGUAGCGCAAAUCUUAUGAUCUUGAUGAACGUAUGCCUUCUAGCCGUUGGGUUCUUCCUCUUUUGGCUCCAACGUCUCCUCUAUGGACCGCUCCGACCCAUCGAGACCGAACAGCUAUAUGAGAAAGCAUGGUUCGCUGUCACCGAAACGUGUCUGGCGAUGACGAUCUUUCGUGGAGAGCUAGGAGGGUGGUUUCUGGUCAUGUUCGUUUCUCUGCUCGUGGGCAAGGUCUGGGGCUGGAUCGGAGAGGGCCGCGUAGAAUACCUCGAACAGCAGCCGCCUGCGAAUCCACGCCUGUUCCACUUGCGGCUCGCUGUGUCCUUGCUUAUAUCAGUCCUGUUCAACGUGUUCAUGCUGAGAUACUGCGUUCAGACGGUUCUUGAACAAGCACGACCCGACAUGAUGGUCAUGUUCGGCUUUGAAUUCGCUGUCCUGACCAUUCUGUCAAGCUCAACCGCCGCCCGAUAUUCCAUAUCUUUGGUUGAACUCUACAUCACCCACCGGCAGUUGAAGGCCAGGUUGGAAGAACGCCGUCAAGAGAUUCGAGCUGCGCGGGAUGAGGCCCUGCGACAACAGACCGAGUCCGCAGAGCCAACCACUUUGCCUGGUUUACCGGAUGAAAACGACGUCAACGAGAUGGAAUUGGAUGUGCCGGGGUGGGAAGAGAAAGGCCGGUGGAUUUUCUACCUUGACCUUCUAACAGACUUCCUCAAACUUACGGUGUACCUGACAUUCUUCGCCAUUCUAUUCACCUUCUAUGGUCUGCCCAUUCAUAUUUUACGCGACGUUGUUGUUACGAUCCGGUCGUUCGGACGCCGCAUCAUGGACUUUGUCCGGUAUCGUAAUGCGACACGUGACAUGAACGAGCGCUAUCCUGAUGCUACCGCUGAGGAGGUCGCUCGGGAGGAAGUGUGCAUCAUUUGCCGCGAGGAGAUGACCCAGUGGCACCGGGCUGGGGAGAGAGGGGAAGGUGCACAACAGCAAGGUCGGGUAUCUGACCGCCUUCGUCCAAAGAAACUCCCCUGUGGCCACAUUUUACAUUUUGCUUGUCUUCGAAGCUGGCUGGAAAGGCAGCAGAAUUGCCCGACUUGUCGACGCCCAGUCGUUGCUCAACCCCAACCACGAGGACACGGCGACGCUGGCAACCGCAACCCAGGGGGCGAUGCUGGUGGGCAGCAAAACCAGCCUUUUGGUAAUCAAGCAUUCGGUCGAAACGCGCCAGUGGAGGGAUUACCGCGAGCCCGAAUUUAUCAAUUCGGACCUUUCCGAAUCGGCUUUGGUGCAGGAAGAGGCGAUCUUUUUCGCAAUCUUCAGCAGCAAAUUCACCAGGGAAAUGUACCAUUGCAGCAGCCAAACGAUGCUAUUGCGCCUAAUGCUCGACAGAUAGGGUUCGGACUCGGGUUUGGGCAACCGCCGGCGACUCCAACAGUUCCAAACCCAGCUUCGAGUGUGGCUCAUCUACAAAAUCAGUUGCAGCAAGUGGAACAGCAGAUCCUGCAAGAAAUCAGCAGCCUACGUGUCACAACUCAGCAACUUCAACUUGUGAGAAUGCUGCAAACGGAGCUGCAGCGGCUCCGCAGCCUUUCCGCUGAAUCCAUUGAAUCUCAACAGGGUCUCUCAAGUUCCCUAUUGUCGGAUUCUGUGGCAUCCACAGCCGAGCAUCAUGGAUUCGUGUCAGACCCUGAAACACCUGCCAUAAGGGCUGGGGACUCUCGACUACCAGACGGGUUAAUUCUUCCUGACGGCUGGUCUCUGAUACCUCUGCACUCACCUGGCCAAGGAUCUACACCAGUGGAUAACUCCUCCAUUCCUACUACUGCUUCAGAGACAAUCAUACCCCCGGCACCUCUCAUGACCGAGAACGAAUCCCACAAUCCAAGUUCGGUCCAAGAGACCGCGGCUGUUCCGGGCCCCUCCGUACCGCAGGAUCUGCCAAACUGGCAUUCUGCCGCGACUCCUGCAUCAGCCCAUACUGGUAUCGAGUCACUGUCCCAGCAAUGGACCGACCUGGCCUCCGAGACACAGGCUGGCGAUACAGAACGUUCCGAGCGUGAGCAGGGGUCGGGAUCGUCGUCGGGAUCGCCCUCAAGAGGAAAGGCGCGGGUCGCGACAGUAGAGGAUGUACUCGAUGGCGAUGACGAGUGA